GCAACAGGAAAGUUAAGACAGCUUCGCAAUUUAAUUGGUACAUGGAAAAUUGAUAGGGAUGCUGCUAAAGAAGUUGAUGGUAUUUUAUCAAAGUUAGGAGUAUAUGAUUCACUUUUCCAAUUUGACAACUAA
Messenger RNA from Funneliformis caledonium, 132 nucleotides. The record is from the annotation of a GenBank genome assembly. Lineage: Eukaryota; Fungi; Glomeromycota; Glomeromycetes; Glomerales; Glomeraceae.